CCAAACACUGAAGAUUUCCUUCCAGGUUAGGAUUGGAUGCUGGUGUCUUAUAUCAACAAGCACUGUAAAAAUGCGGUACAUUUAAAAAUGUUAUUGUCAACAUAAAACAAAGAUGAAAUACAGAUGAAAAGACAAAGCAUGCCGCGAAGAAAACAAGUUCAACCAAAGAGAUUACAAUCCUCUGAUGAUGAUCAGGGAUCAGAUGGUGACAAUGAGGAUGAAACAUCAGAUGAUGAAAGAAAGUUAAAGACUUUACCUCUCAAUGAAAAAUCAAACUCAACUGAAGUAGACUCAAAAAAAUAUUCAAACACAGUCCCAGAACCGCUGGAAAGUGGUACCUCAUCAAAUAAUAAUCAGGAGGAUUCAUUAGAGAAAUCAGAGCAGACGACAUCUGAAAAACCUAGUGAUAGUUCUGAAUGUGACAAAAUGACUCUGAAAAAGGAAGAUAAUUCUAAAAAGGAACCUGAAAAACGUCCUGAAACACCACCAUUGAAAAGACUGAUGAGGCAAGAUCCAUUGCCCUUAUUUAUGAGUGACAAAGGCCCAUCACCUCCAAAGAAAAUUUACCGAGAUGAACUUUAUUACAAAAAAUUUGCCGUCCCAUAUUUUGCAACACCAUCCAUGGUCAAACAUGCACCCACUCACCCUAGACAAGCAAUUCUGAAAUCCAAACACUACUCCAACAAAUUUCCAAAGCAUUUCAAUCCAUCCAAUCCAUAUUCAUUCCCAAAAGUCCAUUCAGAGGAUCAACCUUUAGACUUGUCUACAAAAGGAUCAUCCAAAUCCAGUUCAUUUGUGGACACAAGGAAAUCAGCAGGAAAGUACACAAAUGGAUUCCUCUCAAAUAGUUCUAGUCUUCAGAGUCUGCAAAGACGAUUUGGUGGCAUGGCAGGAUUCCGCACCAGUCGCCGACCAAUGAGUGGAAUUCUCACAGGAUUACCCUCCACUAUUUCCCAGAAAUCUCAUUCAAAUUCUCAGAAAAAAAUCUAUAAUGAUCUCACAUUAAGUCAAAGUCAUAAGAGUGAAAAUAAGACUUCAGAUUCAAAAGAUCCAGUUUUAAGGGAAAAACUGAAAAAUGAAGUUGACUCAAAAGCUGCUAGUGAAAAAGACCAGAAUUCAAACAUAACCAAAACAGGAAAGGAGAGUUCAGAGAGUAUUGACAAAGAAGAAGACAACAAGUAUACAAUUCACAAGUGUUCUUGUCAGAAAACCUAUAGUACCCUAUAUGGACUUAGCCUUCAUUUACAGGAAUCUGGACAUCUACCAGCGGGGACAAAACAGACCAACCUAAUGGAGUAUCCAAAACUAGUGAGAGGGCAAGACAUGUGGCUUAACCAGGAAUCUGAACAGACCAAAAAAAUUCUUAGAUGCAUUCAGUGUGGUGAGUCCUUCAAAUCUCUACCCAUGUUAACUGUUCACAUGAUGCAGACACAACAUUACACAAAAAUCGUUACAUCUGAACAUGGGAGGCGGUCACACAAGUGUUCUGUUUAUUGUGACCGGGAUCUGGACAGGGAGUGUAUUUUCAAGUGUAAGGUGUGUAAUAGUGCUUACAGUGACAUGGAGGGCUUGGCCAACCACAUGGUUCUCUCUGGUCACCACAAAAAGAAAAUGCACCAAAUGUCGCCUUUUUCUGAUUUCAAAUUAAAACUGCCACAAAAACGGUACAUCCGGGAGGAGCAGAUUGACAGGUCCAUGUCACCUGUAGGAAGCACUCAUGAAGAAUCUAAGGCUAAAAUUUCCCGCCAAAGUUCUCCACUGAGUGAUCAAUCCAGAAGUCCCAGCUCAAAUGGGGCUUCUGAAGAUAGCAGAAUCACCUGUGAAAACUGUAGUGAGAAAAUUGAGACUGGAAAAUUUGUUGAUCAUGUUCGAGUUUGCUUAUUAUUGUCCAAAUAUGACUCAAAUUAUAAAAUUUCAAUCAAAAAAGAAACUGUCAAGAGAGAAUUAGAGGACUCAGAGAAAAACAUGGUAUCAGGCUUGCAAAAAGAUAAAGAUUUUGAGACUGCAAAAGAUGGAAAUAUUGAAGUAAAAGUGAAAAAAGAAGUGGAAGAAAGUGAUGAAUCUCCAAAAAUGGACACAGAUUUGAAGAAAGUUGAUACUUCAGAAUUUUCUGCUGCAAAAAUUGAUGAUGGAUGUGGAGAUUGCAAAAAGUUGGACAUAAUAGACCCCAACCUUGGGACAGAUGAGGACAUUAAAGAAGAGAGCUCUGCUCUAUCUGCCAUGGAGAGUUUCAUUCAGAGAAGCUUCAAAUCAGAGUUCAAUUACAGAAGAGGUUCUGUGAAAAUGGGAUCUGCAAACAAAGAGCAGGUAGGCCAAAUAUCACAAAAGCCCCUUGAGCGAUCUAGUCCAUCUAUAAGACUUGAAAAAUAUCAAAAAUAUUUCCAUUACUUUUAUUCAAGCGAGUCUGAUGAAAAAAGUUCCUUGGAGGAAAAAUCCUCUACUGAUGACAUUGGGAAGCUAGAAAAAAUGUGUAAAGAGGUGCAAGGAUCCAAAAGUCCUAAUGUGGAACAAACAAAAGAGACCCUGAGCACUCCUAAGCCAGAGAUAAAUGGUGAAAUCCUUAGUAGCAAAUAUCUGAAUCUGGAUGAGGAAGAGAAAAAUAAGGACUCAUCUUCAUCCUCAUCCUCAAAAUCUUCAGCUUUAGACUCUCUCAGUAGUUUUGUAUACAGUCAAUCCCUAACCAGUGAACACCCAUUAGACAGUCUGCAGAAACUCUUAACAAACAGUAACAUUCCUAAAAUCAUGCCAUCACAUUCAUUGAAAACCUUUAACCAUGUAGAAGCUUCAAUGUCAACUAGUCCAUUGAAUCUUUCCCUAAAAAGGGAACUGGACGAUGAUGACUUGGACUUUUCUGAUGGUAAAGACAGUUUCUCUGAUCAAGAGAGCAGCCAUAGCAGUGACAGUGAGGCUAACAUGGACUACCGCUGCGCCGCCUGCAGCCGCCAUUUUGCCUCGAAAGGUUCCUACAGGUAUCACCUUAGUCGCUGCCAUCUUUCCUCUGUCAAAAAAUAUGGAAUUAAAGAAGCCUUCAAUAUGAGCCCUUAUAUCUACCUCCCUCUAGAUCACACUGCCAAAUUCUCCAAGUAUUACGAAUUGGCUCAGGAGCUUGCCAAGAAAGGGAAGUAAUCUAGGGGACUAUACCUUUUAAACUUUUGAAAAAACUCAUAAAUUCCGAUGGUCUUUUUUUUUUUUUUUUACUGCAUUUCCCCAAAAGGCAGCACUAUAAUUCAGUCAGAAGAUCAUUUAGGGAUCAUUGUGUGAUAUAUCUUAGACAAAAGUACAUGUAGUUUUAACAUUCCAAAAAUCUGGUUUCAAUAGUGAAAUCGGGCAAGAGAUGUAGGUGUCUGCAUGUGAUUUUUCUUUUCUUUCUUUUUUUUUUUAUAUGUACUAUAAAAGGUUUUGUUAUAUAAUUAAUAUUUGUGGAAAAUAGUGGCUUUGAAAUUUUUGAUAAUGCACUAGAAUGUAAUGCAAGAUGACAAAGUCUUAAAAGUUUUUCCUCUUGUAAUGUUUUAUUUAUGUGCUAAUUUAAGUCUAUAUCCCAGUGUGUUGAAAAGUUUAAUCAUACAGCUCUAUGUCUGUGUAACACCAAAGUUUUAUGGAAAUCCAUGUUCAGAAAAGUUUUAAGAUGAAGGAUUUCAUUAGCAAGACUAAAAAAGGAAUUUUUGUGGGUGAUAAAUUUUUUUCCUCUAGGUAUAUGACACAUACAUAUAUUCUGCAUAAUAUAUUGUAUAGAAUGAACCAUUUUGGAAUGUAUAAUUUUUCCAACUAGUUUGUGUAAAUAGCUAUGCUCUGGGCAAGUAGCAAUGUAUGAAUUAGUUUCUGUCAGAUGUGCUUAGAAUGGAUUUUGGGCUGUAAUUUUGGUUGACAGGAAAACGUGUUUUAUGUUCUCUGAUUAGGAAAAAGCUGAAAUCAUUAUCGGUGUUUGACUCCCCUCAUUACAAGAUGCAUCAAAUCACAAAAACGCCUUUCCCCCUCUCAGA
Molecule: messenger RNA, 3980 nt
Organism: Saccostrea echinata
Lineage: Eukaryota; Metazoa; Mollusca; Bivalvia; Ostreida; Ostreidae
Exons: 2
Coding region: 124-3126 (1000 amino acids)
Biological process (GO): regulation of transcription by RNA polymerase II
Cellular component (GO): nucleus
Molecular function (GO): DNA-binding transcription factor activity, RNA polymerase II-specific; DNA binding
Source: RefSeq, a predicted model, not a curated record